Molecule: messenger RNA, 3636 nt
Organism: Hydractinia symbiolongicarpus
Lineage: Eukaryota; Metazoa; Cnidaria; Hydrozoa; Anthoathecata; Hydractiniidae
Product: vinculin-like
Exons: 19
Coding region: 172-3054 (960 amino acids)
Biological process (GO): cell adhesion
Molecular function (GO): actin filament binding
Source: RefSeq, a predicted model, not a curated record
UAUGGUCAAUAGUUUAUCGAGUCGGUCAGGAAAAAGAAGGAGGUGGCGAUUUCAAAACAAAGAUUUCAAAGAUCAAUAUAUAUUUACCUUAUUCUCCUGCCUGGUCGGCUGGUCGACUUAUUUAUUUUUUUGCUUGUUCAUUGUAAAUGUAUAGUUAACUAAUCUUUUAAAAUGCCAGUAUUUCAUACCAAAACUAUAGAACAAAUCCUCGAGCCUGUCGCGCAGCAGGUUUCCCAGCUGGUUGUUAUCCAUGAGCAAGCUGAAAAAGGAGCAGCAAUAAAUGACUUAACUGGACCAGUUGGAGCUGUCGGUGCUGCUGUUAACAAUUUAGUUCAUGUAGGAAGAGAAACAGCAGCCACCAGCAAGGAUGAAAUUUUACGCAAAGAAAUGCCAGUGUCAUUUACCAAAGUUGAAAAAGCGUCUUCAGAUCUUAUUGAGUCUACAAAAGUGUUGAAGGAGGACCCAUAUUCUGUAGAUGGUCGAAAGUUACUUAUUAAUGGAGCUAGAGGUAUAUUAAAUGGCACUUCUGCUCUGUUAUUGACGUUUGACGAUGCUGAAGUACGUAAAAUUUUGGAAGUGUGUCGGAAAGUCCUGGAUUACAUACAAGUUGCAGAAGUCGUGGAAGUUUUAGCAGAUUGUGUGACGUUUGUCAAAAAUCUUACGCCUGGUAUAUUCAACAUGGCAAAAAAAGUUGAAGGACGUAUUCAAGAUCUAACCCAUGUCACACAUCGGGAACUUUUACAAAAACACAUAAAAAGUGUGAAGGAGAACAUACCGCUUUUGAUAGGAUCGAUGAAAGCUUACGUUUCAACCUUGCAAACAAAUGUUGGACGUGCUGAAGCACAAGAAGGACGCAACUUCAUUAUCACUAAAGUAUGUGAUGACAUUAUUGAAAUCAUGCGUGUUUUGCAGUUGAAAGUAGACGAUGAGUAUGACUUGGAAGACCCAACAAAUUUAAUGCGCAAAGCACGACACCGUCUCCAAGAAAAAAUGAAACUGGCUAAAGAUUGGCUUUCGAAUCCAGAUGCAGAAGCCAAUGGUUUAGGUGAAAGAGCGCUUCGUGAUAUAAUCAAGCAAGCUCGACAAGUUGGUGUUUUAGCAAACGACCCAAAGAUUAAGCAGUUAUGUGACGAACUAGAUAAUCUCAUCGAUAGAAUCAGUGCACUACGUGCAAAGGGAUUGGGACAUAGCCCGGAAGCUUUAGCUCUUGCUAAAGAAAUUGACGAGAAGUUAGAUCUAUUAACAAAGCUUGUCGACGAUGCCAUCGCCAGAGAGGUUGCCGCGGGUACAAGGCUUCCAGCCGCUACCACGCAGGGGCAGUUUGAUCAAGCUUUAUCUUGGAUUGAUGAUCCAAGAUCAGAUCCGAACAGUGUUGGUCGUCGAGCAAUAGAUGCAUUACUUGCAGACGGACGAAGACUAGCUGAACAGCUGUCAGGACCUGAAAAACAAGAACUGCUCGAUACUAUAGACAACGUGGACAAGUUAACAAAAAGAUUAGCCGAACUGAAAGCGCAAGGAAAGGGAAACACACCAGAAGCGUUAGAAAUAGCUGCGAAGUUGAAGAAAGAACUUGAAAAGUUAAAGUUUUUGUUGCAAUCUGGUGCGACGAGAGGUGUUGUUGACAAUUUUAUGGACGUUCUUACACCUAUUAAACAUCUUGAGAAAGCUGCCAAGGCACCUGUAGACGCACCAAACCGUGAGCAGGAAUUCGAAGACAAAGCUGGUGCGUUCGAAUAUCAUACGAGCAGAAUGAUUGAUAGUGCUGAACAAACCGCUGUACAUGGAAAACAUGCCAAUCGACAACUAGUCGAUAAUAUUCAUUCAGCAGCUAAAGAUCUUGCAGAACUAACACCACAAGUGUCUCACGCGGGCAAACUGCUUCUCCUAAAUCCUGGCAAUGCAACGAUUGAAGCCCACUUCGACCUGAUGAAGAAAAACUGGAUUGACAAAGCUGAGGAAGUUACCGCACUUGUAGACGCAGCGACAGAUGCUUUCGAUUUCGUUAAACACAGUGAAGAUGCCAUCAGAAGAGAUCAAGCCAGUGCACUGGUUGGACUUGAGCAACAAAAUCCAUCGGUUGUAGUCGCUAAAGCUGGAAACAUGGCGCGCAUGUCGAAUCGCGUCACACAAGUUGCGAAAGCAGAAGCUGAAAAUUCUGAAGAUCCAGAAUACAAACAUGCUGUUAGCAUGAGUGCAAAAGAACUGGAAAAUAGUAUUUCUCCACUUGUGGUUUCUGCAAAAAAUGUAGCGAUCAAUCCUAAAGCGCAACAAGUUCACAUUGAAUUUAAAGUGAGCAGUGACGGGCUCAUCGAAAAAGUUGUGGACGUCAAAAAGGCGUUGGAUCCCACCCCCACGCCGCCACCCACACCGCCACCAGAUCUUUCAACCUUAACUGUGGAAGAACCACCAGAGGUACCGCCACCUCGCCCCCCACCGCCCAUCGUUGAAGGUUUGAUUGCUGCUGAUGAAUCACAAGAACUUCAUUCGAUGCUUGAACAACCACCAGAUGCGGACAACCGAAUGGCGGUUGCCGCCCAUCAGCUGCACGUUGAAGCCAGCAAGUGGGAAGAAGAAGGCAAUCUUCUCAUCCAAGCGGCGAGACAAAUGGCCAUGCUUUUCGCUAAGAUGUCCAAGUUUAUCACAGAUGAAGAAUACUUCGCAACGCAUUCCAAGAAAGAAUUAAUAGAGACGGCAAAAAUGAUUGCGAAGGCAAGCACAGAAUUGGUAAAACAAGCUCGACAAAUCGCAAACAAGUGUCCAGACAAAAGAAUGCGACAUGACCUACUUCUAACGAUCGAUAGAAUCCCAACCAUUGCAACUCAAUUAAAAAUCUUAGCCACAGUUAAGGCUACCAUGUUUGGUGCAAACGAUCCACAAGCUGAUUUAGAAGCCACUGAAAUGUUGGUAGGGUGCGCAGAAAAUUUGAUGGGAUCAGCACGGUCCGUUGUGAAAGACUGUGAAGCAGCGUCGAUUAAGAUUCGUUCCGGUCAAGGUCAGAUUGUGCAAUGGAAACGAGAACAACAUGGUUCCAACCCGCUGGAUCGCAGAUAUUAACUUCUCCCGUGUGCAAACACUUCAAUUUUGAUUUAUACAUAAAUAUAUAUAUUUUUUUGAAAAGCUCUUUUUAAGAUUUUUGUGCAUUAUUUGUAAGACUGAUAGUACCAAAGUUUGAAAAUUGCUGACGAGCUAAAUGAACUAAUUUUAAAAUUAAUUUUUGAUAAAAAAAUCUCCCUAUAGCUGCCAAAUAAUUCAUUCAAUAUUUAUUAUCCGUGCCUAAUUUAUUCAGUGCACUUAACAGCGAAUUGAGUGGGUUGUGCUUAUCGCUCGUCAGAUUCAUGUCUUAUAUGACGUCAUGUCUUCAUUAACACUCGAUAAACCACCUUCAUAUUUUCACUCAAUAACCCAAGUUUAUAUUUUUCAGAAAGUGAUAAUCUUAACCCACAAUCCAUUGCAGAGCAUGGCAAAAGAAGAGUAACUGUGACAAAAAUAAAGAAGUCUUGUAUUAUUCUCUUUGUGUUGACAUUGGAAAUUCAUUUUUCGACACUAGCUUAUACAUGUCAGUUUUAGUCUGAGAUGUAUAAACUAGUGUCUAGUGCUUAAAAAAGGCGAAUAAUAAUUGUAAAAUCUCUUUGUCAA